CUGACAUCUUCACCCGCAACUCCAACCGCGCUGUACCGAUGAUUAUACAAUACUGAGGAGCAGGGGAUACUUGAACCUACGAACACGAUGGCGCUGGUCAGUUACUCCGACAGCGAAGACUCCGACGUUGGAGAACAGGCGCCUCCAGUCACUGCGCCAUCCAAACCUGCCUUUCAAAAAAUCAUCAAUCCUUUGGAACCACGCAAACUCAAGGUUGAUCUUCCCACCAUCCACCCAGACCCAUCCGAACAAGACGAGGCGCCCCCGACCAAACGAGCCAAGACAGGAGGAACAUUUGGGGGCUUCAACAGCUUUCUCCCUGCGCCGAAAAAGGCAGCAAGCCUCAAUGUACCCAAAGCUGGCGUGAGUUUGAGGACGAGCUCCGAAGCUGCAUUCAGUCGCGCGCCACCCCCAGCGCCCUCGGAUCAAGAAGAGCAGGCAGAAGAAUUCCAUGGCACGCUGGGUGCUGACGCUGGAGAGACGACGGCCCCGAAAGCUGAGGAGCACACCGUUGUAGCCAAGGCGACCAAGUUCAAGCCUCUGAGUGUCGCCAACAAGAAGAAGGCGCCGAACAAGAAGGUGUCCAACGGCAGUGUCACUGCUACUCACGUCACACCGGCUGUUGCUGCGCAAGACGACGUGAUUGCCAACCCAAAGACUACUGAACCGCCCCCCAAACCGAAACGUUCGCUCUUUUCCGUGCCACAGGAGGAAGAACAACCCCAACCCAGCUUCAAUGACACCUACGAACCAAUCACCCAGGAGGCGCACGAGCCGACAGAAACUCUGCCCACUUCACAGCAACCUUUGGCAAAUCCACCGAAUCCAAAUCAUCUACAAGCUCUGACGCCGGACCUGAACUUGACACCGGCGCAAAGACGGCAGCUAUUUGGCCGCAACGGCAAAGGCGGCGACGUUCAGAUUGCGCACUUUAACAUGGAGCAUGAGUACGCGGCCAACGAGCAAUUACGACAGGCUGGUGAGGUUGUGGAGCACCGAGCGGUGAAAGCUAUUGCGCCCGGCAAACACAGCCUACAGCAGUUGGUGAAUAAUGCGCGGAGCCAACAAGACGCGAUGGAAGACAAGUGGUCGCAAGGGAAGGCAGCGCGGGGUGAAGGUGGUGCGAAAUAUGGCUGGAGUCGGUAACAGUCUCGAGCAGCGAAUUUACUGUCCGUGGCCAGCAGGCCAUUCUCCUUCCAAGCCCGUGAUGGGCACAUGCUUGAAGGACGGCCGCAUGCUCUGAAGAUGACACAUUGUUUGGGGAGAGACAC
Molecule: messenger RNA, 1271 nt
Organism: Neohortaea acidophila
Lineage: Eukaryota; Fungi; Ascomycota; Dothideomycetes; Mycosphaerellales; Teratosphaeriaceae
Product: mitotic checkpoint regulator, MAD2B-interacting-domain-containing protein
Exons: 1
Coding region: 88-1146 (352 amino acids)
Cellular component (GO): nucleus
Source: RefSeq, a predicted model, not a curated record